UGUGCUGCAGGAUGGCACCCAGGGGUCCAACAGCCUCUCCCUUCCGUUGCAGGGCUCGGGAUGGAUUUCCUGACGCUGUUCCUGCUGUACCUGUGCUCCGUGCUGGCCGUGGCUGCCCUGCUGUGCCUGAGCUCGGGAAGGCAGGAGAGCUUCCUCACCAGGAGUGUCACCAGGGCCAGCCAGGUGCUGUCACUGGUGAUCCCCAGCCAGCUGCAGAGGGUGGCACAGCGGGCACUGCACAGGCUCUUCCACACAAGGAGCUGUUUGUUUGUGGUGCUGCACGUGGCCCUGCAGGCUGCAGUGUUUGGGGAGUACACCUGGGAGGUGUUUGUGUACUGCUGGGAGCUGCAGUUCCACCUGCUGCUGCUGCUGCUGCCCUACCUGCUGCUGGCUGGCAACCUGGGCUGCCUCCUGCUCUGCUCCCGGGCCAACCCUGGUACAGUGACCAAAUCCAACGCUGCAUCCCUGGCUAAGGUUUAUGCCUACGAUGGGGUGUUGUUCCAGAGAGGCCUCGUGUGUCCCACGUGCACCCUGGAGAAACCAGCCAGGUCCAAGCACUGCAGCGUGUGCAGGACGUGCGUGCACCGCUUCGACCACCACUGCGUGUGGGUGAACAACUGCAUCGGGGCUGGCAACGCGGGGCUGUUCCUGCUCUACCUGCUGUCCCUGACGGCCACCGCGGCCGCCGUGGCUGCUGUCACCGCCGCCCUGCUCGCGCACCUGCUGCUGCUCUCCAACGCCCUGCACGGCACCUACCUGGAUGCCCAGGGCCAGGAGCAGCCCGUGGGGAUCCCCCUCCUCGUCCAGCACCUUUUCUUGACUUUCCCCAGGAUUGUCUUCAUGCUGGGGUUUGUCAUCCUGCUCACCCUGGUGCUGGGGGGAUACUGCUCCUUCAGUCUGUAUUUGGCCCUCACCAACCAGACCACCAACGAAUGGUGCAAAUCCCGAAGAUUUGGGGGCUCCCCCCCUGUCCCCUCACAGCCUCAUGACAGACCCCUCGUCUACAGAAACAUUUAUUCCAAAGGGAUCUGGAGGAACUUAAAGGAAAUCUUUAGCCCUCCUACCACAUUGGAAAGGAAGAAGAAAACAUGAA
Messenger RNA from Melozone crissalis (California towhee), 1093 nucleotides. RefSeq names its product zinc finger DHHC-type palmitoyltransferase 4 (gene ZDHHC4). The record is from RefSeq and is a predicted model, not a curated record. Gene Ontology annotation, molecular function: protein-cysteine S-palmitoyltransferase activity. Gene Ontology annotation, cellular component: Golgi apparatus; endoplasmic reticulum. The transcript is spliced from 6 exons. Gene Ontology annotation, biological process: protein targeting to membrane; peptidyl-L-cysteine S-palmitoylation. Bases 61 to 1092 code for a protein of 343 amino acids. NCBI's taxonomy places the organism in Eukaryota, Metazoa, Chordata, Aves, Passeriformes, Passerellidae.